Molecule: messenger RNA, 1704 nt
Organism: Suillus subaureus
Lineage: Eukaryota; Fungi; Basidiomycota; Agaricomycetes; Boletales; Suillaceae
Exons: 3
Coding region: 39-1532 (497 amino acids)
Source: RefSeq, a predicted model, not a curated record
ACGCGCAAGUACAGGUUGGAAAAUCAGUUCUCUGGCUUAUGGCUCAAUGUCUGUUUAUUUCGGAGAUACAGUUAUCCAUUUUUCACUGGAUUUUUGUGCUUGACACGAGCCAUGAAAAACACACCGCUCAGGCCACUCUUGCUGCUCUUGCAAGGACUUGUGGUGCUUUUCAUGAUAUAGCUUUGGAUAUCCUCUGGCAACAAUUUGGCACUAUCGCCAGAGCGAUUCAGUGCAUGCCUCACGAUUUAUGGGGCGGAGACAUGAACAGGUCCGAGUCAAGCUGUAUUUGUUUAAAACUCCAUAGGCACUUGACCAAAGCUGACUGGAAUAUCUUCCGUAGGUAUGCUUUACGCAUCCGUCACCUUAGUCUUGCUACCCAGGACGUCCGCCGCGGAAAAACAUUAAUGGUUGACAUUGACGAUGAAUUACUCGCUUGUCUCGCCUCCAUGGAUCCCACCCAACCCCUGCUGCCAAAUCUCACAUCCCUCGAGUGGAUUAUUUAUGACGAGAGAGACUUGAGGCUGAUCCGUCGAAUCAUGACCAAGUCCCUCACGUCUCUGUUCCUCGAGGUCUGGGCCAUCUCACCAGUUCCCGACCUGCAACAGUUCAUCUCCUCGAUUUCUACUAUUCAUCUUCGCUACUCCGUUUCUCAAACUCUUUACCACCUGCAUCAUCUCACUACAAUCCACUGUGGAGUUCUCGAUGCCGAGGUUAUGGACCAUUUAUCACGUCUUCCGUCUCUACUAGAGCUUAAAUUUGCUCUCCAACCAAGUUCCGAAUUCCAGAACGAGCUUUUAUUUGAGCAACUUCAAGUACUUGACGUGCAUGCGCAAGAUAUUACAUCUGCUGUCGACUUCGUGAGCAGAAUGCGGAACAAGCUUACAAACCUCUCAAUCUUCAGCGAUGACCAUACAGGAGCAUCCGUCUUAGCACAAUUAUUUCGUCGCCUCUCCACUUCCGUCAGCCACUACUCACUUCAUCGCCUCCAAAUCAUGGUUGCAGAACGUCCUCCAAAUGACUCGUUCUCUGUCCUGAACCUGGAAGAUUUUCACCCGCUCCUGUCAUUCAGCCGAUUAACACAUGUACAUCUUGAUGUAGGGUGUGGGAUUUCUUUGGACGAUGUUGCCGCCUUAGAAUUGGCACAGGCAUGGCCAAAUAUCAUUCAACUCAUGCUGAACAAAUUUCUGGAAACUCCUUUGCCGUCGUCGAUAUCACCAAUUGGACUCCUGUGCUUCCUCAAGCGUUGUCCCAGCUUAAUGGAACUAACGCUUGAAAUCGACUUCUCCUUUAUUGAAGAACAAGAUGACCAGUGGCAUUACUGGGUCGGAGACACCACCCACCGGCACCUUUCUGUAUUCGAUGUAACUUAUUCGAAAAUCCACAAUGCAGCAAAAGUUGCUGCAUUCUUGUCUUGUGUCCUACCGCGUACAGUUCAUGUACUUUAUUCGUGGAUCCAUGCACUAGAUGAUCAACGGGAGUAUGCAGAGAGGUGGAAUGAGGCUUCGAGACUCCUCAGGCGGAUGAAGAAGUGAGCAACUAUUAAUCACUCCGUACCAUUAAGCGAUCUGGAAGAGGUAAUCGUUGUCAAUCUAGGUAUAAGUAUAUAUCUCAAUCUAUACAGCUACCUACAUAUCAUAUGUUCAACUUACAUACCCCGUAGAAUAUUCUUUCGGUAACGAAGUACGAUGCUAGCGAAUUUCCCCU